Molecule: messenger RNA, 1500 nt
Organism: Aspergillus fijiensis CBS 313.89
Lineage: Eukaryota; Fungi; Ascomycota; Eurotiomycetes; Eurotiales; Aspergillaceae
Exons: 3
Coding region: 462-1247 (261 amino acids)
Molecular function (GO): zinc ion binding
Source: RefSeq, a predicted model, not a curated record
GUCCCUUCCUGCGUGAUGCCGUCCGGCGGAAAGAGGGAGAGGUCGAGUUGAAACAACCAAAGCAAUACUGUAACUCAGAUAACAAAUAGGGGGCACACACUUUAAAGUGUUCCCACCCCCGGUCGGCUGGUCCGAACUUUUGUGUGAUUUUUAUUUUUUUUGUGGUCUUGCUUUUCUGCUCUCUGCCAUCGACUACAUACUAUACUGCAUUAGCCCUUUCGAAAAACUUAUCUUAUGCUUGCUACCUGCCACGGCUGGAUGCCCUGCGUGUCUGUCUGACUAUUCUUACAUCCAACUUUUAUGUAGGAAUACGUUCUAUACAUCAUACCUCUCACGCAGCGCAGCUUCACGUGGUCCCCAUCGAUUCCCUGAUCAUAUUGUGAUUCGCAUAUCUCACACACACACACACACACACACACACACACACACACACACAUCCAACUAAACUAACAACAUUGCCGAUGACGGAGCACGACCCUCCCCCCCCAAGUGGCGAAAUCGUCGGCGUGAUCAUCGGAGCCGUGGCUUUGUUCAUCGUCAUUAGCUUUUUGCCCAUAGCUAUAACAUGGCACCGUCGCCGACGUCGCGCCGCCACCGCCGCCGCGGCCGGCGGCACAUCCACCACCGCGACCACCGCCGACCCCCUCCGGCGGGACAGCGCCCUCCAAGCGCUGACUGGCAGUCCCUCGAUGCAACAGCUCCCGAUCAGCGUGGAGCGCUGGCUCGAAGAACAAACCCAUUCGGGCACCAACGAGACCUGGCAUUAUGCCCAGGAAUCCUGUGCCAUCUGUCUCGAGCAUCUGAAAGUAGACGAAAACGAGAAGUUUCCUACCACCACCACCAACAACCUCCCGCCAACACAACCGAAACCCGCAUGGAUUCCCCAGCGAGGCUACCACAGCGGCAGCGGAGUGCUGGCACCGACCAACGCAGUCGACUCCGAUCUCGAACGGGGAUUAGGAUUGGAAUCCGGAUUGGGCGAUUGGCGCCGCGGGUCGGUGCCGCUAUCGCUUUCCUCGUCUUCUUGCUCCACGGAGCUAGACGCAGAGCAGCAGCAGCAGCAGCAGCAGCAGCAGCAUGCACCGACCGAAAAACAGCCACCGCAACCGCAUCCACAACAGGAUGAGGUGGUGGUGCUGAAUCGCUGUAACCACGUCUUCCAUGCCGCGUGCUUGGUUCUGUGGGUCGAGCAGCAUCGGUAUCGGUGUCCGAUCUGUCAGGCGUCGUUGAAGCAUAGUUCCAGUUGAAUCAUGAUGACUGGCUUUGCUGUGCGUGUGGUGGUAUGAUGCGCUUGCUUGCCGAUUAUCCGUCUUUCUUUUUUUUCUGUGCUAUUUUGGUGCCGCCGAGUCUGUCGCCAAGAAUGCGUGCAGGUGUUCUAGUUGUCGGUUGGUAUCACGGUUAGGGUGGGUAAGGGUGGUCUCCUGGCGUCUUGGGUUGUGGUUGGCUGGCGCGUUGUCUGGAACAUGGUGGUUUUGGUCUUGGUCUUGGUCUUGGGGGUUG